CAUAUUUUAAUUUAACAAUUUUAAACUGUGCGUGUUCACAUAAAUCAAACGGAAUUGAACAGUAAAUUAUUUAUUUGCAAAUUUCAAAUAAAUUCAACAUAAAUCAUGGGCAUUUUGCUAAGUGAUGGUGAUUCUACCUCGGAUCAGCAGUCCAGCGUCGAUAAUUAUCAGAACAGGCAAGUGGCCCCCAUUGCGGCCGCUGCCAGCUCCAAGAUGUAUCAUUCGAGUGCUGUGGCAGCAGCCGCCUACACAGAUCUUGCAGCAGCGGGUAGUGCAGCAGCAGCAGCCGGUGCAGGAGUGGGUGUUGGCAUUGGCGCCUCGGGAUACCAUCAUCAGCAGGCGGUCAAUGCACCGGUCUACGUGCCUUCAAACCGCCAGUACAACCAUGUGGCAGCUCAUUUUGGUAGCGCCGCUGCACAGAACGCUUGGACCACGGACAGCUUUGGCUCGGCCCAUGCCCAGUUGCCGGCGCAGUUUUAUACACAGAAUGCAGCCGUUAUGAUGGGAUCCUGGCGCAGCGCUUACGAUCCAACUGGUUUCCAACGAUCAUCACCGUAUGAGAGUGCCAUGGACUUUCAGUUUGGAGAAGGACGCGAAUGUGUCAACUGUGGGGCCAUUUCGACCCCACUCUGGCGGCGAGAUGGAACUGGCCACUAUCUAUGUAAUGCUUGCGGGUUAUAUCACAAAAUGAAUGGCAUGAACAGGCCGUUGAUUAAGCCCAGCAAGCGCCUGGUGAGUGCAACCGCUACACGGCGACUCGGACUUUGCUGCACUAAUUGUGGCACUCGCACCACCACUCUCUGGCGGCGGAAUAACGAUGGUGAACCAGUAUGCAACGCCUGUGGACUGUACUACAAACUCCAUGGCGUCAAUAGGCCAUUGGCCAUGCGGAAGGAUGGAAUUCAGACACGAAAACGGAAACCCAAAAAAACGGGCAGUGGCACAGGAGUGGGAGUGGCAGUUGGCGCGGGAACUGGAACAGGAGCAGUUGGCAGCACAAGUCUCGAUGCCAUUAAGGAGUGCAAGGAGGAGCAUGAUCUGAAGCCAUCUCUUAGUCUAGAGCGUCAUGGAAUCAACAAGUUGCACACGGAUUUAAAAAUGACUCAGCAUCAGCAUCAUGCCCAGCAACAACAUCAAACGCAUCAGCAACAACAAGCACAUCAGCAAUGUUUUCCGCAUUACUCUCAGACCACGGGUCAGAGUCAGGGGACACAGCAACAGCAGCAGCAGCAGCAAACACAGAGCCAUCAGACACAUUCUGGUGGUAGUCAUCAAACGCAGCUGAAUACAAGGCAACUGCAUUCUACUGGCUCUCAGUUGUACACGCCCAGCAGCAGUAGUUCUGCCUCCGCAUAUACAACACACAGCAGCAAUGCAACUGCUCCGGACACGCCCACUUUGAGCAAUGGAACACCCUCGCCGCAUUAUCAACAUCAUCAUCAUCAUCAUCACUCCCAUCAUCAGCCUGGCCAUCCUGGCAUGAGUGUCAGCGGAAUGGGUGGAAUGGGGGUAGGUGUUGGUGUGGGUGGAAUGGCCCAUCAUUUGCAUGCAGCGGCAGCUGCUGCUGCCUAUGGCGUUAAAACUGAAACGAAUGCCACCAACUAUGACUAUGUGAACAAUUGCUAUUUUGGCGCAUCAUUUGGGGCACUCAGUGGUGCGGCAGCUGCGUCAACGGCUGCCAUGGCAGGCGGAGGAGCCAGCGAUUUGGCCGGCUAUCAUCAUCAGCAUAAUGUCAUCCAGGCAGCCAAACUAAUGGCGUCUUCUUGAAACAAGGGCUCUGCUCUGUGAUCUCCUACCACCAACCCUCCUCCCUAUUGAAAAGACUUUAGCGCAUAAUUAAAUAUCAAGUAUAAGAUUGUAAAUUUGUUGUACAAAUUACAUGUGGUCUCCCUACAUGACAUUUA
Molecule: messenger RNA, 1904 nt
Organism: Drosophila willistoni
Lineage: Eukaryota; Metazoa; Arthropoda; Insecta; Diptera; Drosophilidae
Product: GATA-binding factor A
Exons: 4
Coding region: 106-1767 (553 amino acids)
Biological process (GO): negative regulation of transcription by RNA polymerase II; positive regulation of transcription by RNA polymerase II; cell fate commitment
Molecular function (GO): DNA-binding transcription factor activity, RNA polymerase II-specific; zinc ion binding; RNA polymerase II cis-regulatory region sequence-specific DNA binding
Source: RefSeq, a predicted model, not a curated record